Messenger RNA from Aspergillus vadensis CBS 113365, 2340 nucleotides. Its product is annotated as GNAT family N-acetyltransferase. The record is from RefSeq and is a predicted model, not a curated record. The transcript has 3 exons. Bases 1 to 2340 code for a protein of 779 amino acids. Gene Ontology annotation, molecular function: acyltransferase activity, transferring groups other than amino-acyl groups. NCBI's taxonomy places the organism in Eukaryota, Fungi, Ascomycota, Eurotiomycetes, Eurotiales, Aspergillaceae.
AUGUCACGAGAAAAUGAUUAUGACUAUGACAGCCCAGACUUAUGGGCGCGAAUCAAAUUGACACGUGAUAGUGUAUCAAGUGCUUCGAUUUCCAAUAAAUACCGGUCUCCUGGAUACCGGCCUUCGCAACGACGAUGUGCCGAGAAUAACAGUACCACUUCACCUCUGCGCAAUCCGGUGAGUCCGAGUCAGGCUGAUAAGAUGCAAGCGACUGUUACCAGAUCGACAAAUAGCACUGCAGUCACCAGUAAAGCACACAAGGCGAUCGCCACGGCGAUUCCCAAGUGCUUUAAAGCACCUGAGCCAGUUGUGGCCACUAGCCGAUCGCCUUUACAUGAAAACAAACCCCCCUCAUCACCCAGAUUCUCUUCCAAAAUCACUGUCAAGUUACCUGAGCCACUGAGCAGAUUGUGUGACAGUUCUCACGUAUUGCCAUCCAGAUCUACACCAUCCCCCUACAUCCCAGCACACAUAAGACAACAUCAAUAUCGGUAUCCCGACCAGCGCAUCCUCCCUAGAAACAAAGGAGACCUAGGGACUGAACAGAAGAACCCGAGAAACACUGCACGUCCUUCUCACCCUCCUCUCACCUCACACGCCGCAAAAGCACGUCAGAGGCCAACUAAUAAGGGGAAAAUGUCGUCCAGUGGUGACUCAGACUAUGUCGUUCUGCGCAAUCCCAGAGCUGAAACAUUGCAGCCUCAAGAUCAGGAUGCUCCAGGACAGACUGGAAUAGAGGCCGGUGGCGGUACCCCUCUUGGGGGCAGCAUUCACCAGCCAGCGCGGGAACCUUCCGAGGAGAAGCAGCCUACUACCCGUGCUGAGCUGCGAGCAGAGAUCAAAAGAUUACAAAAGGAGGAACUUGCGAAGAUUUAUCAAAAUCUAUACAAGGAGGAGGUCGAAACGGCUGAUGCUGAAGUAUUAGCUAAAUGCCGGGACGGCCCAGGCGUGGACCCAAAGUCGGAGGUCUAUAAGGAAAUCGAGGGAUAUCGACGUCUGCGUCCAAUGGAAGAAGUCGACUUGAACGUCGCGGCUCUCUCUAUAGUCAAUGACCUGGAUGACAAACCAGAGGAUGACCGCCUCGAUAACCUCGAGCAGAUUCGUAACAGCUUCGUCGACGGCGAUCGUCUGGCUCCACUGUGGGAUGCAUACGAAAGGCAGACUUUCAUUUACCCUAACGUCAUUAACAACCAAGUGACACUAUCUCCUAAGCCGACUGAGGCGCAGACCACCUUGCAAGCGAAGUUUCAGAAACCAGAUGCCCAUCCGUAUGCCUCGCGAGGUAAGCCCCCUACUUUCCCACCCAGCGCAUAUCAGAAAUGGCGAAAGUAUGACCACUUGUGUGAUUGGUGGUGGGCACCUCCUAUGCUUCCGUUUUACGAUGUAUGGCUUCAGAGAUUCCGUUCUUGGCUCGAUGAGACAAUUCAGGAUGCCUACUACGCAGACAUUUUUCACAAGGGCUACUUUGAUGGUACCGCCCAUCCAGAUGGUGUUAGAACCUUUAUCGUCCCAAAUCUACCAAAGGCCACCACAAUCCUCAAUCCCAACGAUGAGCUAGCUCAUAGACACAGACACGAGACGGCAGCAGGUCUCAGCUACAACUAUGUCAUGCACAAAAAAGCCGAAGCAGAGCUAGAGGAGCAGAGACUAGCUUUAUCGCGCCGCAUGCAACUUGAAUGCAUGGCCACCUUGCCACCAAAUCCCAACACGCCAAGGGCGAACAUUUAUCUCAGACCGGCACACGUAGGAGACGCCAAUCAACUCCUCCACAUUUACAACUGGUACGCCCAGAAUUCCUUCGUGAGCGUUGACAUCGGAAAGUUGGAGCCAGGAGACAUCCGGCAGCGCAUCCAAGCCGCCAAAGAGGCCCGCCUUCCCUUUAUCGUUGCCGUGGAGCGCGGUUCGGGCAACCAGAGAGAGAAUAUCUUUGGCUACGCUACUGCUAAAGACUACACCGGAUCGGAAACCAGUGGAAGAUACACCGCUGAGUUGGAGUUAUUCGUCAUUCCAGAGCAACAGCGCAAAGGCAUCGGAAAUUGUCUUAUGGACAAGCUCUUGCAGGUAUGUGAUGGAAAUCACAGAACCAAGGGCGGUUAUGAUUUCUACAACCAUGGUCUCAUUGGGUACAGCCUGGGCGGACGUCGCGAGUUCGCUCGGCUGAUAUUCACGUUUACAUACAUUCCCGAGGAACGCCAGUCGAAGAGCUGGGUCCGGGAUUGGCUGGCGAAGAAUAACUUCGAACUACAAGGACGCUUGUGCGGAGUCCGCGCAAAGAACGAAAGACUUCUUGACGUUGCGUACUUUGUUAAGAAUAAUAUCUUCGCUCUUCCAUACCGAUAG